GGGAAGCGCUGAGGUAGGGAGAGGACUGGCGGUCCUUUCCGGAAUGGCCCUUUCGUGGCUGGGUGUUAGGCCCACCCUAAGCACUGUGUGUUCAGAAGGCCCAGGGGCCGCAGCUUAGCGCCAGUCAUUGUUCCCGGGGCUCAGAGCCAGCUCCAGAGCCGGGAACUCGGAGCGACAGUUGCCGGAGAGGUGGCGGCGGAAAGGGUGGGGGAAAGCGGCCACGUGAGCGCCACGCCGUGCGCCAGCCCGCAGCUGCUCCGCCCUAGUCGGCUGCAGCUGCCCAGCCCAGCCCCAGCCUCGGUUACAGCCUCAGCUCGGCUCCUGCCCUGAUCCAACGCUCACUGGCCCGGUACUGCAGCUGCCUCUGCCCGGCUCGCUGUAGUCUGCACUCGCGUUCCUGGCAAGCCCCCACUCAGCGUUUCAAGGUCGUCCCAGCUGCUCCGAGCGCCCCUGGUGCCCUGGGAACGAUCUAUCCACUCCGUGCGGCUCCCGCUGCGUUUCCGGAGCGCCGGCCUGUGCGCCCGCUCGCUGCUCCCCGGUACUGUCGGGGGGCCCGCCCGCCUGCACCCUGGAGCGCCGGACCGCGAGCCUCUGCCAAAUCCUCUGGAUUCUCGCUGCUGUGGGCAGCGGCUGCAGCGCCUGUCCGCCCGAGGGAGAAUAGAAACCCUGUAUGCUGGGAGAGCAGCAAAGGCCACAGGAGAAGCAGGCGGGAGGCCAGAUGAACGCAGCCCUCAUAGCUGUAACAAGGACCUUUGCCACUGCAUUUGCCCUGUAACUCUGGCUGUACUAUAUACCCGUUGGGUAGAACGGGCACCCCAGGAACAUGGCAGACGAAGACCUCAUCUUCCGCCUGGAAGGCGUUGAUGGCGGCCAGUCCUCCCGGGCUGGCCAUGUUGGUGAUUCUGACAUGGACAGCGAUGAUGACGAGGGUUACUUCAUCUGCCCCAUCACUGACGACCCCAGGUCAAACCAGAAUGUCAAUUCCAAGGUUAAUAACUACAAUAGCAACCUAACAAAAACUGAGCAGUAUGGCUCUAGUGGGUCUCCAGCAAGCUCCUUCCACUUCAAGGAAGCCUGGAAACAUGCCAUUGAGAAGGCCAAGCACAUGCCCGACCCCUGGGCUGAGUUCCACCUUGAAGACAUUGCCACAGAGUGUGCUACUCGGCACAGGUACAAUGCUGUCACUGGGGAAUGGCUACAAGAUGACGUUCUGAUCAAGAUGGCGUCUCAGCCCUUCGGCAGAGGAGCCAUGAGGGAGUGCUUCAGGACGAAGAAGCUGUCCAACUUCCUGCAUGCCCAGCAGUGGAAGGGAGCCUCCAACUACGUUGCAAAGCGCUACAUCGAGCCCGUGGGCAGGGAUGUGUACUUUGAGGAUGUGCGUCUACAGAUGGAGGCCAAACUCUGGGGGGAGGAAUAUAAUCGGCACAAGCCCCCCAAGCAGGUGGACAUCAUGCAGAUGUGCAUUAUCGAGCUGAAGGACAGGCCGGACAAACCCCUCUUCCACCUGGAGCACUACAUUGAGGGCAAGUACAUCAAGUACAACUCCAACUCAGGCUUUGUUCGUGAUGAGAACAUCCGCUUGACGCCGCAGGCCUUCAGCCACUUCACAUUUGAACGUUCUGGCCAUCAGCUGAUAGUAGUAGACAUCCAGGGAGUGGGCGACCUUUACACUGACCCACAGAUCCACACCGAAACAGGCACUGACUUUGGAGACGGCAACCUAGGUGUCCGAGGAAUGGCACUCUUCUUCCACUCCCAUGCCUGUAACCGGAUUUGCACAAGCAUGGGGCUUGCUCCCUUCGACCUCUCGCCACGGGAGAGAGACACAGUGAAUCAGAACACCAAGCUGCUGCAAUCAGCCAAGACCAUCUUGAGGGGGACAGAGGAAAAGUGUGGAAGUCCCCGAGUAAGGACCCUCUCUGGCAGCCGGCCCCCUCUGCUCCUUCGCCUUUCAGAAAACUCUGGAGAUGAGAACAUGAGCGACGUGACCUUUGACUCUCUCCCUUCCUCCCCGUCUUCAGCCACACCACACAGCCAGAAGCUGGACCAGCUCCAUUGGCCAGUGUUCAGUGAUCUUGAUAACAUGGCACACAGAGACCAUGACCAUCUGGACAACCACCGGGACUCUGAGACUAGUGGGGACAGUGGAUACCCCAGUGAGAAGCGGGGUGAGCUGGAUGACCCCGAGCUCCGAGAACAUGGCCACUCAAACAGCAGUCGGCGGUAUGAAUCUGAUGAAGACAGCCUGGGCAGCUUUGGAAGGGUUUGUGUGGAGAAGUGGCAUCUCCUCAACUGCUCUCGCCUCCACCUGCCAAGGGCUUCAGCUGUGGCUUUGGAAGUACAAAGGCUUAAUGCUCUGGACCUUGAAAAGAAAAUUGGGAAGUCAAUUCUGGGGAAGGUUCAUCUGGCCAUGACACGCUACCAUGAGAGCAGGCGCUUCUGCGAGAAGGAUGAGGAGUGGGACCGUGAGUCAGCAGUCUUCCAUCUGGAGCACGCAGCUGACCUGGGCGAGCUGGAGGCCAUCGUGGGCCUGGGGCUCAUGUACUCACAGCUGCCCCACCACAUCCUGGCCGACGUCUCCAUGGAGGACACGGAACAGAAUAAAACAAAAGGAUUUGAUUACUUACUAAAGGCAGCUGAAGCUGGUGACAGACAGUCCAUGAUCCUCGUGGCACGAGCUUUUGACAUUGGGCAAAACCUCAGCCCAGACAGGUCCCAAGACUGGGUGGAGGCCCUGCACUGGUACAAUGCUGCCCUGGAGAGGACCGACUGCGAUGAGGGUGGUGAGUACGAUGGGAUGCAAGACGAACCCCGGUACAUGCUGCUGGCUAGGGAGGCCGAGAUGCUGUUCAUGGGUGGCUGCGGUCUGGAGAAGGACCCACAGAGAUCAGGGGACUUGUACACCCAGGCGGCAGAAGCAGCCAUGGAAGCCAUGAAGGGCCGGCUAGCCAACUUGUACUACCAGAAGGCAGAAGAGGCUUGGGCUCAGAUGGAGGAAUGACCUACAGGAGGAUCCCUGUCAGCUAGUCCCAAGCCAACAGGCUAGGAGGACACACACACAAAGAUUUAUUUACUUUGGAGAAGGAAAGCAUUUCUCGUGUGUUGUAAAUCAACUUUUGUAUUUCAUUUUUUAAUUCUUCCAAAUGUCUUGGCUACUAGCAGAGACAUUAUAGCUGUCCCCUGGGGCAGUAGUUUGGGGGGAGUGAGGAUGAAAAAAGCAGCCUAAUGAACCAACAUAUCUUUUCUAGAUUCUAUUUUUAUUUCCUUCUUUUGUCAUGAAAUGUAAGAAAGUGCUCUUUGCCUUGGAUGGACAAUAUUAGGGCUCUGCUUUUCAGGCUGGACUGAAAUCUCAGGCCCACAGAGCCCUGUGUUUUGUAAAUCAGGAAGGGGAAUCUAGAGGGGCGCAGUAACUUUCUGGGGGAUGCAUAUUGUUAUAACUUAGUGUAAAGUCUUCUUCCUCGAGGCAUUUGGAAGUGUGCAUGGCAUUUUUCAGUGGAUGUGAAAUUGUACAAUACCCAGACCCCCUACUGCUUCAGGGAUGGGCUCACCUACUGGCUAUUUUCUAACCCUUUAAUUCAACUUCCUCCCACAUGCUACUGAUUUUCUGGCCUAUAGCCAAAUGCUGUUUUUUAAGCAUGCUUUCUACAGUGGGCUUUACAAAACAGUUUUGAUUUUUGUACGCGCACAUUUACUACCUCUAACUCCUAUAUCAGCUAGUGUGGAAGAGGGUGCACCUCAAAGCUUUUACAUGUAAGGACAGUGGCUUGGAAUAUUGGAACCCUUCCUCCCAAGCUGACAUGUACUGUGCAUCUCAGUGGCAGCAUCCACAACGUGACUAAAGUGUUCCUUGUCCAGUAUUCCUCAACAUUUUCUUAGCAUCCAAUGUUAUGUAGAAUCUGUUCCCCAAUCCCUGUUUGGGGGAUUUUCUGCUUGAAGCUGUGUUGAUUUUUUUUGGUAAUUUGCAGCAGGAUGCUUUCAGCAGCAGCCCACUGAGAUUUAAUCUAAGAUGUCUGAGAAUGAAAGGGCAAGAACUAUAAACACUCAUUAAUUCAAGUAGUUCCCUAGGGCCAGGCUAUGGUUAUCUUUAUUUAACAAGCUUUUCCUUUAAAUGGAGUUUUGAUUUCAUGUGAGGGUGAUUUCAUUUGGUGUUUCAAAAUAGCAAACAGAAUGCUUUAAUCAACUCCAAAUACUAAAGCAGCCUCUCUUUCUUUCUUUAAAAAUCAAAACAUAGAAAAGCAGAGUAUGACAUAUAAACCUUUUUUUUUUUUUUUUGAGACAGGGUGUCACUAUGUUGCCCAGCCUAGAGACCAGUGGCAUGAUCAUAGCUCAUCGCAGCCUCAAAUUCCUGGGCUUAAGUGAUUCUCCUGCCUUCCGCUUUCUGAGUAGCUCACACCACCAUACCUGGCUAAUUUUUAAAAUUUUUGUAGAGACCAGAUUUCUCUAGGUUGCCCAGACUGGUCUCAACCUCCUGGCCUCAAGCGAUCCUUCUGCCUCAGCUUCCCAAAAUGCUGGGAUUACAGGCAUAAGCCACUGCUUCCGGUCAGCUAUUCUUAUUUGUUUAUUAAAACAGGUUUUCCAGCACUUUAGUGUUGAGUGCUGUGGAGUCAUGAACCUGUGCAGGGAUUAGGUUCCAAAGUCUAGAGUGUACCAUUAAAGGAACAAUCAAGUGGCAUCUAAAUUACCCUUCAGAUUGCUUAGACCAACCAUAAGUGACAGUGUCCCUGGUUUUUUUAUAUGGAUUCAUCAUGACCAGAUUUCCUUAGAAGUUGAAAUUGAUCAGCCCUUUGUUAUCUGUACCAGAUCAGUAGUUUGUAAAGGUAUCUGAAUGUGUCCGUGUUAAACCAGUGCAUUAUAGUUAAAUUGCGUAUAAAUGUAAGAAGCUACUUUAUUGUGACUUAUUUCUUCAAAGUAGUCAAACCUCAUAUUAUUCAUGCUUUUUGUUAAUUCAUCCAGCCUCCUCUCUGAGAUAUUGUUAUGCAAAUAACUUGUAUUCCCAACUAAUUUCUUAGUUAUAUGUCAUCUCUUCUUUAGUAGGAAUUGGCAAACAUUUUUGUAAAGGACUAGAUAGGUUUUACAGGCCAAAGGCCUCUGUUGGAACUAUUCAACCUGGCUGUGCAGUGUAAAUCAGCCAUGGACAAUAUGUGAACAAAUGAGUGUGGCUGGUGUUCCAGUUAAACUUUAUUUGCAAAAACAGUUGGCUUCCCUGGGCUGUAGUUUGUCAGCCCUGCUCUAACUAUUGACUGAGGGCUACUUUAUUAAGGCCUGGGGGCUGGAGCUAUCUCAACUUUCUGGCCUUCAGUGCUCCAAAAAACAGUGCUUUGACACAGAGUAGUUACUCAACAAAUGUAUGAACAAAUGGAAAGUCAGUCCUAGUCACUGCACUUACUUUUUGAGGCUAUAGUUCCUCCAAGCAAUGAAUGAUUAUUUGUCUGCACUGGCUUGAACCCUCAGCCCCAUCAUCCCAUUCCCCACCCACCCAGCUACCCACAUGACCUUAAUGUGUCAGUAGUUGGUCUCCUCCUCUGGGAGGCUGUGGUGGGCUGAAUGUGGAGUUAAGCAAAUACUUCUUUAAGGAUCCUUGAGAAUAAAAAAGUACUUUGUAAGAUACUGUAUCAUUCUAAGCCAGCAGAUGAACUUAACUCCACUUUCAAAACCUUGUUUUGUGGGCAGCGCCUACUCAAAGGAGUAGGGUGCUGGCCCCAUAUGCCAGAGGUGGCAGGUUCAAACCCAGCCCUGGCCAAAAACUACAAAAACAAACAAACAAAAUACUUGUUUUGUGCCUUCUAAAGUUGUCUAGGCCAUCAUCAUUUUCCAAAAAUUCUGAGCAUGCCCCCCACACACAAAAGCACAUCCAGGAUAUUCCAGCCCAGCUGGGACAACAUCAGAAACUAUCUUCAAGUGCAAGAAGUCCAGGAGAUUAGCAAAGCAGAUAUGUAAUUAUCAUCUGGUACUUUCAUUUAACUAACAGAAACCAGGGUUAUUCCAGGCAGAUUAUUUCAUAGUUGACACUGGUAGGUAGGGAAUAAGCUAAAGCUAGUGUUUGAGAGCUGCUGUUACUUAGAGGCUCCUGGGAAUGUAAUUUAAAGUUAAACCAGAGUUUAAUGACCCUUUUAGUUUUGCUAUAGGGAACAGAAAAAGAACAUAAACAAAGAAAUAAAUAAAUGCCAGGCUGUCCAGAUAUAAGUAAGAAGAGAAAAAACAACCAAACCCCAGUGCUUCUGAAUAUUCCUGUUCUCCCCCUCACCUGAGGCACUGUGGGAAUGUAUCAGAUGCAAUCUUGAUGCACAAAACCAGGGAAACUACUGUUGUUGCUGUUGUAGUGAUUUUAUUUCUUUUAAUCCCAGCACAUUUACCUGCAGUACAAGACAUGUUUUACAAAUCAACUAAUGUUUACACAGAAUAUACAGCUUAUUGGGGGGAAGGAGACAAAAUAUGCAUAUUCUCUGCUUGGAUUUUUGCCUCUGUGUUUCUAGUCUCUGAGGUAACCAUUGGACCUACUCCAGGUGAUAAUCAGUGGGACCCAGAGAAGUGGCCUGUUACAGAUUUAUUUUGGCAUAUGUACUGAGUUCUAUUUUGACUUUCCAAAUAAAGUGGUUUCUUUCUUU
Molecule: messenger RNA, 6605 nt
Organism: Nycticebus coucang (slow loris)
Lineage: Eukaryota; Metazoa; Chordata; Mammalia; Primates; Lorisidae
Gene: EEF2K
Product: eukaryotic elongation factor 2 kinase
Exons: 19
Coding region: 824-3001 (725 amino acids)
Biological process (GO): protein phosphorylation
Molecular function (GO): calmodulin binding; ATP binding; calcium ion binding
Source: RefSeq, a predicted model, not a curated record